GAUGAUCUAGAAUGGUGAAACCACCGCUCAAAUCUCCUAGCCAUAAAUGGGAGCGAGUGGUUCACCCAAAGUUUCCUAAGGCUCAGAAUCCUAGAACUUUGAGGCGACGUUUACAACGCAAGAAAGUAGAAGAAAGGCACCAGCAACAGAUGGAGAACUCAGGGGGCAUGACAGAUCUGGCUCAGCCACUCCCAGUGAGAAUGAAAUCUGUCUGGGUCCCGAAAGACAAAAACAGGACAUCAAGUCAAACAUCACCAGAAGAUGAAAAGCAACCCAGAAGUCCAACUUCUCCCCAAAUUCUAACUAUGGAGACAAGUGAGGAAACUGGCCUGAAAGCAACGUUCAAGUCAAAUCAAAUUGAGGAAGGAAUUAUUGAGAUUCUUGCAAAGGAGGAUGAAAAUGAGAUUUCAACAGACAAAAUUAUAUUUGAGAAGCUAGAAGAGAGGAUGGCCAGACAUAUAAGGCCAUUAUACAUUCAUGCUCACAUGGAUGGGAUGCCAAUUAAUCGAGUUUUGGUGGACAAUGGUGCUACUGUCAACGUGUUGCCAACUUAUAUGUUACACAAGAUUGGCAAAUCUUUGAAAGAUCUGAUGGAGACAGAAGUGAUGAUUAGUGACUUCACUAGAGGAGUAAAUUGUUCAAGGGAAAUUUUGCCAGUGGAGCUCACUAUGGGAAACAAAAUUCUCAUGUGUGCAUUCUUUAUGGUUGACACUAUAGCCACUUAUAAUACAUUAAUUGGAAAAGAUUGGAUCCAUUCUAGCUGGUGUGUUCUUUCAACAUUGCACCAGAAAUUGAUAUUCUGGAAUGGUGGCAGAGUUGAGGUUGUGAAAGCUGAUGACAAACCUUUUGCAGCUAACACAAAUUCGAUGGAAGCUCGUUAUUAUGAUGAAGAAAUUGGGACCAUCUGUUUCUUUGGGAUGGACCAUAAUGGCAAACCAGCUGGAAUUACUGCCAAUACCAGAUCAGUACGCACUAGAUGCACAGUAAAGGAGAAGAAAAAGGCCGUGGAAGAAAUCCAAAGGAAAUUAGCAGCCUAUCUUGUAGAAAAACAGAUCAAUGUAGACAGAUCUGAGGUCGUCCACGAAAGUGAAGAGGAAAAUCUGACAAAUGUGGUUACUAUGGAGGAGUUAGAUCUAGUUCGAGCCAAACUUGACAAUCUGAAAGUAGAAGUACAAGAUCCGUUGGAUGAGGUAAAUAUGGAUAUUUCGAAUUCCGACUGAGUCAAAUUUGGGUGAAAUUGCAUAAUAUUUUCUUUUCCAAUUUAGCAUUUUUUAAGUGUCAAUAAAAGUGCUGAUUUGAA
This is a messenger RNA of Rubroshorea leprosula, 1300 nucleotides long. The record is from the annotation of a GenBank genome assembly. Lineage: Eukaryota; Viridiplantae; Streptophyta; Magnoliopsida; Malvales; Dipterocarpaceae.